Molecule: messenger RNA, 2277 nt
Organism: Vitis vinifera (wine grape)
Lineage: Eukaryota; Viridiplantae; Streptophyta; Magnoliopsida; Vitales; Vitaceae
Exons: 12
Coding region: 47-1882 (611 amino acids)
Biological process (GO): attachment of GPI anchor to protein
Cellular component (GO): GPI-anchor transamidase complex
Source: RefSeq, a predicted model, not a curated record
CAGAAUAAAAACUGGUGCCUGAAGCAAGAGCUCCGCUGCUUCAACAAUGGCGGAAUUCUCAGAAUCUCCAAAGGACAGACCCUCCGAAAUAUCGGAACUUCCCGAUGAGUCCCAAAAUUCUGUUUCGGAUUUCGACCCCUGCACUAUGCGAAAAACAAAGCCGGGAUUGAAGCGCCUCUUCCUAACUCUAACCGUCCUCUUCUCCUUCUUCCUAGGUUCCCCAUUCUUGCUCAAAUCCAUCGAAAUCUACCGAUCUCCGCUCCCAUUUCGUGACAUCGAUUCGCUGUCGGACUCCGUCGGGUCCAGUCCGCUGUUAUUCCCAUGCCACUUUCAGGCAAUUUUUGUAGGGUUUGAUAAUUUCGAUGCCUAUGAGCUAGGGAUUUCGAUUAAACACGAAAUGAAGAAAUUGACCAAACAUCCCGUGUGCGGCACUUGUAGCGACAGCAACUAUACUGUGUCUGUGACAGUUGACUCUGGCUCUGGCUGUGCGAGGAACUACAAUGCCGAGUCCACUUGCAUGUGGCGGUGUGGCGCAAUUGGGGAAUUUGAUCUUGGUGGUGGUGGUGAUGAUGAUGGUGUUGAUGAGUUUUUGGGGUCUGUUUUGGGGAGUUGUGAGGGUUUUAGGAAGGUUUAUAGUGUUGUGGUGGUGAAUAGAGGUGGGGAAGUUAGGGCCGUGGUUGGGAAGUACAGGCAUGCUUGGAUUAUUGGGGGAGUUUUGGAGGAGGGGAUGAAUGCGAUGGUGGCAAGGGUGGCGGAGACUUUUGUUAAGGUGUUUGUUAAUGGUGGGAAAGAGGAGGGAUCGAUUCAUGGAGAGUUUAUGCCCGUUGGUGCAGAUGGGAGAAUUGUUCUUUCCUUUAAUUUAUUGAAUGCUGAUCCAACUGACUGGAUUUAUGGUUGGGAUUUCCAAAGAAUAGAUGAGAUUCUGUUGGCCCCUGUAAUUAAGGCUUUGGGACCUGUAGCAAACAUAAGCGUGGAAAGUCAGGUUUUAUACCAUACUCCAAAGUCAUCAUUUUCUUACUGGGAUGAAAAAUGGGAUAGCUACAUAUUUAGUACCAAAGAUCUUCCUUUCUUUGUGAAUUCAAAUGAGUGGCAUUUGGAUACUUCUAUUGCAGCGGGGGGCCGAUCGAAGAUUUUGCAAUUUGUGGUAUAUAUACCAUCUGCUAAGGAAUGCCCUCUUCUGUUACAGCUUCCAAAUGGAGAGAUUUCAGUGACAAAUGCCUUUAUAUCUCCAAUGUGGGGAGGUGUUGCUGUUUGGAACCCCCCAGGCUGUUCGAGGGAUUCAGAAAGUAAGCAUCCUGCCCGGCACACAAUUUCUCCUCAGGAUCUUCAGAAGGUGUUUGAAAUAUUCAUGGGCCAGCUGCGGCAACUUUUUGGCCUUAAAUCUGAUAGCCUUUAUGCUGGUGCAUCAGGGACUACCAAUCUUUUAGCCAGUGAAAGAGGCUUUACAGAAUGGGAAUUGGACGUGCUGUCACGGCAACAUACAUGUUUUAAUCUUGUUUCAUGUGCUACUACCCUUGGAUCUCUCUCUAGAUUGGUUCAAUCCCUUCCAAGGAUGAUUAUCAUGGAUGAAAUAGGAAAACAGGUGAAGUUUUCCCUGGAAGCAGCAAAAUUAACUCAAAGUAAUGCAUCUCUUGGAAUUUAUGAUGCUUCAGCCGUCUCCUCAAGGCAAGCAAGAUCUUUAGCAGAAGAUGCCUUUUUCCACCCUUCUAUCAUGUCCGUGAGCUACUACUCGUUUGAGCAUUGCUUUGCUGUCUACUCGCCCUUCUUUCUACCAGUGUCAAUGCAUGUCCUUCUUGCUGCCUUUAGAGAGUGGAGAAGAUACAAGCAAGAAACGGCAAAGUACUUAGCAUGGAAGAAGAAAGCAAAGGUAGCAGCAUCCUAACCAUCUCCCCGAGCUUCAGUUGAUUUCAAUUCAAUGCUCCUAAAACCAGAGAGUAACAUCAAGUGAUAUUAAAGAGGCAACCUACCCAUUGCAAUGGAAAUGUAUUUCUUCAAUCAUUUUGAGGAUCAUUAGGCGUCCUUGCUCACAUGAAGGACCUGUCAUCCAACACGACAAAGGAUUCCAUAACAGUUGCUGAUAGUGAAUUUUUUGUAAUACUAAAAAGGAUUCCACGUUUUAGAUUUCUGCUGGGUAUUUGUUUGGGUAAAUUUUAAAAUUAAAAUCUGUAGCCUGAUCAGUAUUAUAUUUGGUGGAGCUUAUUGGAGUGCUCUGUCCAAAAAAAUAGUGGCGCAAAGUGUGCUGAUGAAAUACGGAUGUCUAAAGGGCUUGUUGCACCA